Aspergillus bombycis is the source of this 975-nucleotide messenger RNA. RefSeq names its product elongation of very long chain fatty acids protein. Gene Ontology annotation, cellular component: endoplasmic reticulum membrane. The record is from RefSeq and is a predicted model, not a curated record. Gene Ontology annotation, molecular function: fatty acid elongase activity. The transcript has 2 exons. Gene Ontology annotation, biological process: fatty acid elongation, polyunsaturated fatty acid; sphingolipid biosynthetic process; fatty acid elongation, saturated fatty acid. The coding region runs from base 1 to 975 and encodes 324 amino acids. Lineage: Eukaryota; Fungi; Ascomycota; Eurotiomycetes; Eurotiales; Aspergillaceae.
AUGGCUCUAGAGUUGUUUCCCACUCCAUCUCUCGAUAGACCUUUUGGCGUGCACCUAUGGCCGCACUUCAGCAAGGCCUUCGAACUGGUCGCAGGUUACCCUGCCGAUGAAUUCCAGUUUGUUCUGGGGACAACACCGAUGUCAACACUCAGGGAGACAUCGAUCUUUGUGGCUGUUUAUUAUACAAUUCUCUUUGGAGGCCGUGAAGUGAUGCGAAACCGAGCACCGUUCCCAUUGAGGUCGCUAUUUCGAAUUCAUAACGUCUACCUCACCGUUCUUAGCGCCAUUCUGCUCGCGCUUUACAUCGAGGAGCUUGUUCCUACCGUCUUCCGAAAAGGCAUUUUCUACGCCAUAUGUCAUCGGGACGGUGGCUGGACGAACCACCUCGUUGUUCUAUACUACUUGACAUAUUUAACUAAAUACCUCGAGCUUCUCGAUACCAUAUUCUUAUUUCUCCAGAAAAAGCCUUUGACAUUCCUCCACUCGUACCACCAUGGAGCGACUGCCGUUCUGUGCUACACCCAGCUGAUCGGUAACACGGCUGUUUCCUGGGUCCCCAUCACGCUAAACUUGCUGGUUCAUGUGGUCAUGUACUGGUACUACUUCCAGAGUGCUCGUGGCAUCCGCCUUUGGUGGAAGGAGUGGGUGACCCGUCUUCAAAUCAUACAGUUUGUCAUCGAUUUGGGCUUCGUCUAUUUCGCCUCUUAUACCUACUUUACCUCGACACAUUUUCCCUGGAUGCCGCACGCAGGCCACUGUGCGGGAGAGGCGUUUGCCGCGUUUGCCGGUAUUCUCGUUCUCAGCUCCUACCUUGCUCUCUUCCUCCUGUUCUACUUUGCCACCUACAGCAAGGACGGCAAGCCUCCCAGUACCCGCCGAACUCUCCGACGCAUGUCCCAAGCGGAGGUAAACCCCAAGGCGACGGGCAUCCAGACCGACAAUGCCUCGGUUCGAGCUCGAAAACGUCAGGUGUAA